Molecule: messenger RNA, 2379 nt
Organism: Armigeres subalbatus
Lineage: Eukaryota; Metazoa; Arthropoda; Insecta; Diptera; Culicidae
Exons: 4
Coding region: 1-2379 (792 amino acids)
Biological process (GO): proteolysis
Molecular function (GO): nucleic acid binding; zinc ion binding; aspartic-type endopeptidase activity
Source: RefSeq, a predicted model, not a curated record
AUGGGCGGAAACACCACAUUGGCGCAGCAGAAUGUGAAAGCUCUAUCUGAUGAGUUGGAAGCAGGGAAAGUGCUGAUCGAGCAACUCAAAUUACAGCUAAAGGCUCACGAAGAUAAAGAGGUUCUUGGAGCUGACCAACAUUGUGCAUCCGAACCAGUGAGCGAUGAUGGUAGCAUUGAGUUCAUUCCAGCAUCAGGUUCCUCAAGCACACAGAGAGCAGCACCAACAUUAUACGGCAAUCUGGAAGAGUCAAGAUUUAUGUCAUCAGUAAAUCAAUUAUCGGUGUCAUCAAUCAGUGUACCCGAAUGCAAGCCCGGAGACGGAGAUGAUGAAAUAUACAGACAUUCAUAUGAAACAUGGAGGGAGCUAUUGGAGGAUACAUUACGCCUUGCUGGCGUGGAUGAUGAAAGUACAAAAUUCACUAUUUUCAAAAUUAAGGCCGGACCACGACUGCUGAGAAUCUUUCGGAAUACUAAGUCACAGCAUGAUGCACCAGAUGCAGCUAUUGAACCAUUCGCGAACGCAAUGCAUCGUCUCAAGUCGUAUUUCGGUUCAGGAUCCGAUGUGAUGCUACAGAGACGGAAAUUGGCUAUGAUGAAGCAGAAGCCAGGUGAGACUAGUCUGUCGUUUAUCACUCGAGUCGGUGAUACAGCUCGCCUGUGCGAGUUUGGAGAAGAUAAAGAAUUUGAAGAGAUAGUAGGCGCCAUAGCAGAGCAUGCGAUGUGUCGGGAAGUUCGCAUCGCAGCCCUUAAAAUGCUCAGCCGAAAAGGUACGUUUGCAAGCCUAGUGGAUAAAGUACGGGAGCUCGAAGCGAUUAAGAUCAACGAGGAGUUUUUCAAACAGAACAACAGGAACCCAGAUUCCACAUUGAUUGCACAGGUGAGCGCCGGGUAUAAUACCAAUGACCGAGGAGCAAACUCACGUUACAACCCAAGACGAGGAAGAUUCCAGCAUAUUGCCUCGCGCAGAAGAGUUGAUCGAUACAAUCCAAUUCAAAGAUUCAGGUAUACAGGAGGAAAUGAAAGAAACCGAAAAACACCAUUCGAUCCGGAAAAUGGCCCUGAGAGAUGCUGGAGAUGUAGUAGCGUUUUCCACCAACCAUCCGAAUGUACCGCAGUGGAUAAAACAUGUUUGGGGUGCGGCAAUAUAGGUCAUAUCAGAAGAGCAUGCCGUAACUCGAAUAUCUCUCGUGAGUUCAAGAACACUACGGAUGGCAAAAUGAGACUUUCGGAGGCGAAAAUCGAGAAAAUCGCGGCGAUAGAGAAAUCGGAUUCCGAAGUCGUUCCGUUGGAAAAGGCUGUGCGAAUGGCAGAUCGUGCCGACAUGAUGAUAUUAUAUCAGAUAUACGUGGACAGUGACGACAACAUAGUUUCUGCAAAAGUGGCUGGAAUGCCAUGUGAGUUCCUGAUCGACUCUGGAGCUCAGGUGAAUACGUUCACGGAGAAGUCGUUUAGUUUGCUAAUGAGCGAUGACCGAUACAAAAAGGAUAUCUUCAACCUGCAGAGCGGAUCGGACCGUCAUCUGAAAGCGUACGCAACGCCAGAUGGAAUAAACGUGGUUGCAACAUUCGAAGCUUAUUUGUACCUGUCGGACGAACGACCGGUCCUGAUAGAGAAAUUCUAUGUCGUUAACGAAACCAGAGCCUUGCUUGGAAGAGCAACAGCAACCAGGUACAGUGUUCUGUUGCUUGGGCUCAAAGUACCGGUGGUAACAGUACCCCUUUACGAACAGAAAAACGGAUGGGAGGUUAAGGAUGAUAAGGUUAGGGCCUUAGAAAACUUCAGGAGACCGGUCAAUUGCGCCGAGGUUAAAAGCUUUCUCGGCCUGGUUACGUAUAUCGAUAGAUUCAUCUUAAAUCGAGCGGCUAAAACCCAUCAUCUUCGUGCGGUGGCCAAUGCUGACAAGUUUGUCUGGACUGACGACCACGAAAGAGAGUUCAAAUUCCUGACAAAUGAAGCUUUGAAGAUUAUCAAGCGACUUGGCUAUUACAAUUGCACAGACAAGAUUGAACUGUUUGUUGACGCUUCACCAAUUGGGUUAGGUGCCGUGCUGGUACAAUUCAAUUCGGAAGGAAAGCCCAGAAUUAUUGCGUGUGCCUCCAAAGCUCUCACGAGUACUGAACAGCGUUAUCCACAUACACAGAAAGAAGCUCUUGCAGUAGUAUGGGGAGUGGAACGUUUCUCGCCAUACCUUCUUAGUAAAUCUUUCAUAAUCCGUACUGAUGCAGAAGCAAAUGAGUACAUUUUUAAUAGUACCCAUCGACUCGGGAAAAGAGCAACCACUCGUGCGGAGUCAUGGGCACUGCGACUUCAACAAUACGAUUACACCAUUGAGCGGGUACCGGGAGUCAGAACGUGGCGGACGCCUUAUCCAGACUAA